AUGUGGGCCCUCCUGAAAGUUAUCCUGGGUGAGCUCAGACCAGCCCCCGCCGGGUGGAAAAGGAGGAGCCCCCCGGCCGGGCUCAACCGCCCCUUCCCCACCGCUGUCCGCAACCGCAUCCCCUCCGGGCCGGGCCCCGCCGUCCCCCGCUGCCCGCACUCACCGGCCCGCGGCGGUGCCCGCUUCCACCGCCGCCGCCGCCGCCGUGCCCCGGCCGUCCCGGGCCGUGCGCAGGAGCGAGCCGCCCCCCGCACCGCCUCCCGCGCCGCGGUACACCGACCCCUAGGGGGAGGAAUGCACCGGCACCGCACCGGCACCGCACCUGGACCGGCGCCGCACCGGCACAACACCUGGACCGGCACCGGCACCUCACCUGGACCGGCACUGCACUGGCACCGCAGUGACAGCAACACUGCCAUGGACACACGGGCACCAGCCCCGGCACCGCACCGCAGUGACAGCGACAGCAGCACCGCGGCACGGCACACACCGGCACCGGGGCACCCCUGGCACGGCACGGACCGGCACCAGGGCUUCCCGCACCCACCACGUGUCAGUGUCCCCCAGCACCGCCGUGCGCCCCAGCUGGGAGACACCCCGAUGUGGCUUCUGGGCUGCGCCCCCGCUGGGAACCCCCAAAGCUCCUCCAGCCACUCACCUGCAACCCGCUGCCCGCCUGGCCCCUGUCCCCCCGUGGCACUGCCCACGUUCCAUCCACAGCCACACGUUACCAGCACAGCCCAUCACCAGUGA
This is a messenger RNA of Cinclus cinclus, 753 nucleotides long. RefSeq names its product basic proline-rich protein-like. The record is from RefSeq and is a predicted model, not a curated record. NCBI's taxonomy places the organism in Eukaryota, Metazoa, Chordata, Aves, Passeriformes, Cinclidae. Bases 1 to 753 code for a protein of 250 amino acids. The transcript is spliced from 2 exons.